AUGGGGAAUUUGGCACCCAUCGCGUACGGAGGCUAUGCUAUCGCUCUCGCGAUACACGCUGCGUAUAAGACCACCCCGGAUGGAUUCCACUUGCACUCGGCGUUUGGCCAUUAUCUCCGACCAGUAAGCACUGAAGCAAAUCUGAUAUGCACGCCUGUCAAACUCCGCCAAUCGAAGGGUUUCAUAACCUACCGCGUUGCCGUUGAACAAAAUGACCCCUCGACUGGCCAACAGCGCCUAUGCAUGGAGCUCCUAGCCGACUUCCACCGGGAUGAGCAGUCUGUCCUCACAUUCUCGAGUCAACCAACUCGGAGUUACAGUCACUGGCGGGAUUGUGUGCCCUGGGACCGCCUUGUGGAGGAUUGGGUCAAAGCCAAAAAAAUAUCAGAGUCACAAUUUAGAGCUUUCAACACUCUAUUUGGACUAUCCCGAAACCUCUACGAAGGUCGCCCGUGUCCGGAGGGAAUCACUACCCAAAAUCUGAUGGGGAUGGCCAAGACUGUCAAAACCAGCCAGGAGGAAUUGUCUCCGACAGCAAAGUCGUCAGCGGACUGGCUCCGAGUCAAACACCCUCUACGGACAGAAGGAGAAGAAAUGGCCAGCUUAGGGUUUAUUAUGGAUGGUGUUUUGUCGUUUUUGCCUUUGGCACACAAUCACAUGUCCUUCGAGGACGCUGGUGUGUGCUCGAGUUUGGAUUUUGCUCUGCGCAUCUUUGCGCCGCGACUCAAAAUGGAACAGUGGCACUUGAGGGAGAUAAUUAAUCACCAUGCCGGCAACGGCCGCACAUACAGUGAGAGUAAAUUAUGGGACGAGGGAGGGAAUUUAGUGGCUUCUAUGACGCAGCAGUCAAUUUUGCGAGUUCCUGCCAAAGCUGCAAGGAUGUAA
This is a messenger RNA of Penicillium expansum, 885 nucleotides long. RefSeq names its product thioesterase family protein. Gene Ontology annotation, biological process: acyl-CoA metabolic process; fatty acid catabolic process. The transcript has a single exon. The coding region runs from base 1 to 885 and encodes 294 amino acids. The record is from RefSeq and is a predicted model, not a curated record. Gene Ontology annotation, cellular component: peroxisomal matrix. Gene Ontology annotation, molecular function: fatty acyl-CoA hydrolase activity. Lineage: Eukaryota; Fungi; Ascomycota; Eurotiomycetes; Eurotiales; Aspergillaceae.